Molecule: messenger RNA, 2600 nt
Organism: Priapulus caudatus
Lineage: Eukaryota; Metazoa; Priapulida; Priapulimorpha; Priapulimorphida; Priapulidae
Product: formimidoyltransferase-cyclodeaminase-like
Molecular function (GO): transferase activity; folic acid binding
Source: RefSeq, a predicted model, not a curated record
AUGGGGGGCAACUCCAUGGAGCUGAAUCUUCCCGUGGUGGGAUCACAGAUUGUCGGACUCAUCCCGCUCGCUCCGAUCCUGGAAGCUGCGGAUUACUACAUCCGGGAGGAGGAUCUGUUUGUGCUGGAGGAAGAACAGAAGGUGAAGCUGGCAAUAGAUCGCCUCGGUCUCAGCGCGAUGGCGCCGUUCAAUCCCAAGGAGAGGAUAGUAGACUACAUUGCAGCAGAUCCGGAUGGAGUGUUAGUGAGCAAGACGGUUAAGGACUUCAUACCGGUGGGAGCGCGCACAGCCGCUCCCAGGAGAGGUGCUCCGUCGCUGCCGUCGUCGCCGCCCUGGAGAGCAGAAGCACUAGAGAAAGGUCUCAUCACUGCUAUUGAGGUGCCUCUCAGUCUAGCCAGAACGUGUAAUCAGGUGUGGCCGGAUCUACAAGAAAUGGCGAAGAUCGGAAAUUCGGCGACCCUGUCUGACCUGCAGGUGGCAGCACGGUGCUUGGAGACGGGCGUCUGGGGCGCCUACCACAACGUGACGAUCAACCUCGACAACCAGCACCUACGCGACGCUGACUACCGCUCGCGCAUCGCGGCCGAGGCCGAGGCACUCACACGCGUCGCGGCGGACGGGGCCAGCCAGGUCUUGAGAGAGGUCGCCGCGAGGCAGCGCAAGUAACGUAACCGCGGCGACGAGGCAGGGCAAGCAACCAUGGCAACGAGGCAGGGCAAGUAACCGUGGCGACGAGGCAGGGCAAGUAACCGUAGCAACAAGGCAGGGCAAUUAACCGUAGCGACGAGGCAUGGCAAGUAGCCAUGGCGACGAGGCAAGGCAAGUAACCGUGCCGACGUGGCGGCAGAAGUAACCAUGGCAACGGGGCAGUGCAAGUAACCAUGGCAAUGCGGUGGCAUAAUUAACCGUGGCGAUGCGGAGACGAAACGUGGAACGAAGGCACAGAUGGAUUUUGGAUACUAAUAACAAAGAACUGAAGAUAGUUGCAAAAUUUGCAGAUUUGAUCUGAAUGCAGUGUGUAACGUCAUUGCCAUUUUUCUUGGUUGAACAAUCUCGCAUUUGAUCCUUUAUACCAUAUAGGUGUCCUUGUAUGUAGUGCUAGUAGUAUCUACUCUUAUGGUAAUUAUGUGUGAACUCGCUAAAUUGCUCAAAGAAAAUGUGAUCAUUAAUAAUUAAUAUGCACUUGCUUUGAGAAAUAAGCAAGAUCGACUGCUGUAGUAGUUAGGUCUUUUAAUCAUCGUCAUAAUAAUGGAGAUGUUUUGCUCAAACAUAGAGUGCCAAACUACGUGCUCCAAAUAUGAGGGAGACCAUUUUUGUUUUAUACUAUAAAUGUAACGUUUUAUUGGUGAGUGAUGAUGAAUACUGAGCCAUACGUGAAUUACAAUAUAUCGUUACUAUAUCUAUAUAUAAUAUCAUAUAGAAUUACUCGUAUAUUUUUAACAAAGUCGAAUAAAACUAUAUAGUGAGUAUUUUAUAUGCUACUAUCAUGAAGUCAAGAGUCCAUAAUAGAAACGAUUUUCUAUUUUAGAUUCUUGAUAAAAUGUGACUUUCAAAGGCACUGACAUGGAUUCAGUGGUCGUGUUGGAAAAGGUUGGACAAAACUAGGAAAUCAAUGUCACGUGGCUUUUAAGAAUCAUUAAGUUUAUAGGCGUUUUCUAUGUUGUUAAUUGUUCGUCCCUUACUUACAUACAUUGGUUAAUUGUUUACAAAUGCGAAAUGUCUUGUUUUUCAUGUUGGUAAUUCUGUUAAUAAACCAGCUAUAUAUGGUUUAAUUCUCAGUAAUAUUGUUACAAAGAUAACAAAUGUUAGUUGAAAAUUGGUUUUGUCAUCUAUUGUCUAUAACUCUUCUUUGACUUGAUCUGUGCGCCAAAUCCUUUUAGUAAUUGUACUAGAAUGCGAUGGAUUUAUUAAAGAUGUAAAAGUAGAAUUUUUUUAGGAAAUAGUGCGGUAUAACAGACUCAAGGUAAAAGUGUGAUGAUAAGUGUCAGCCAAAUAUGUGAAGUUAAACUAGAAUCCUUGAAUGUGGAUGAUCGGCCACUCACAUUUUCUUAUAAGAAUAACGUAUAAGAACGUUUUCAUGUGUGUCGUUCAGUGCUAUUUUGGAGUAAUCAUUCUGAAUCGGUCUCAUCAUUACUCCAAGGUGCUAUGAAAGGUGAAUUAAAUAACACUUAUUAUAUGCUCACGAUAUAACAAUAAACUUUAUACACUUUAUUAAAAAAAGUGAUUUUUACAUGUGUAAGUACAAAUACAGUGUUAUACACGUGGUUAUUGUGAAAUGUGCAUAAACCAUGUUUUUACGUGUUAAUUGUUCCCAGAACGAAUUAUUGGCACCAAAACCUACAGCUGCCAAAAUAUUACAGUGUGUCAGCCUUUGAUUCAUCUUACCAAACAAUCUAAAAAAAAUGGCCUAAAAUCUAAAAUCUAAUUUCAGAAACCUGAUUAACAAGAUUGAAAUUCGUUAAUUAUUAAACUAUAACAACAUUUAACCAUCACUUUCUAAUAAAUUGCGUUUUUAAUCUAUUUUUGAGUAUCACGUUCAUGGCAGCACAUUUUCCAUGAUAUGUUAUUAUUAUAAUGUAAGUGUACACAGAAAUACUUAA